AAAACCUUUUUAAACAGUCUUUCCACUUUCCAAACUCCCUCCAUAUUUCCCCAAAAAAACUCAUCUCCUAAAACCCCCCAAACCCUUUGCCUCUCUCUCUAAAAAAAUCUUUCAUUCAUGGCUCUCAUUCAAACCCAUUUCCCACUCCUCUUCGUCCUCCUCAUCCUCUCUCUCCUCCCCCUCUCUCCCUCCUCCCCGGCCACCAUCCACGACCUGCUCCGAUCCAGCGGCCUCCCGGCCGGCCUCUUCCCGAAAGCCGUCAAAUCUUUCUCUCUCUCCCAAACAGGGCUCCUCGAGGUACAGCUCGACGGGCCCUGUUUGACGAAAUUCGACACCAUGGCGUUUUACGAAAGCGUCAUCAGGGCUAAUCUGACUUACCGGAGUCUCUCUGCAGUUGAAGGGCUGUCUCAAGAAGAGCUUUUUCUUUGGCUGCCUGUUAAGGAUAUCUCAGUCAAUGAUCCGAAAUCUGGGCUUAUACUUUUUGAUAUUGGGCUUGCUCAGAAGCAGCUUUCUUUGUCGCUUUUUGAAGAUCCGCCUGACUGCAAACCCGAUCAAGGUGUAUUGAUGAAGAGAGGUGGGAAGGGGAAAGGUUUCGGAGCUCAAAGAUAGAAGAAGAACAAGAAGAAGAUGCCAAUUAAUCUUCAUCUUUUUUUUUUUUUUUUAAAACUUUUUUGUCUUUUUACUAAUAAAUACUACUAGGUAAUUAGGUGUUGUUUUGUUUCUUACUAGUAUUAAUUAAGUGUUAUUAGGUGUUGGUAGAGUUGUAAAGAUGUUGGAAUCUAAGUCCUAAUCACACAUAAGAAGUGGUAAUGUUCUAACCUAA
Molecule: messenger RNA, 823 nt
Organism: Rhododendron vialii
Lineage: Eukaryota; Viridiplantae; Streptophyta; Magnoliopsida; Ericales; Ericaceae
Exons: 2
Coding region: 118-609 (163 amino acids)
Source: RefSeq, a predicted model, not a curated record